GAAGAAUAAUCGAGAACAAGAAAUUGCAACCGAGGCGAAUAACAAACGAGGAAUGGUGCUUCCGUUCGAGCCCUUGUCACUUUCGUUCGAUCAUGUCAACUACUACGUCGACAUGCCAGCAGUAAGUAACCCUACGCAAUAAAAGUCUUGAGUUGUUUAGAAUUAGCCUCGUAAAAAAAAUAAAAUGGACAUAUACAAUUUAUCUUUGUCAGGAAAUGAAAAUCGAAGGGGUCGAUGAAACGAGGCUGCAGUUAUUGAAGGAUGUGAGCGGUGCUUUCAGGCCAGGAGUUUUGACAGCAUUGAUGGGAGUAAGUGGUGCCGGAAAAACAACUCUAAUGGACGUUUUAGCCGGAAGGAAAACCGGUGGAUACAUCGAAGGAGAAAUCAGAAUAUCCGGUUACCCUAAAAAUCAAGAAACGUUUGCUCGUGUAAGUGGCUAUUGCGAGCAGAACGACAUCCAUUCUCCACACGUCACAGUUUACGAAAGUCUCCUUUAUUCCGCUUGGCUUCGUCUCCCCGCAGAUGUAUCCAAUGCAACAAGACAGGCAACUUUCUCUCUCCACUCUCUC
Molecule: messenger RNA, 569 nt
Organism: Erythranthe guttata (spotted monkey flower)
Lineage: Eukaryota; Viridiplantae; Streptophyta; Magnoliopsida; Lamiales; Phrymaceae
Source: RefSeq, a predicted model, not a curated record